AUGACGGCCAAUCAAAUUUGGGGACACGAUCCGACCGGCCUCAGGAGAGUAAUCGAUGGGCGCCAAUACCGAGCAAUCAAUACCAGUGAGCCCUAUGGCCUAAAUAACUAUCGGGUUCUGCAAAGUUACAAGGAGCUUCUUAGCCUAUCGACCGACGCACCUGUAUAUUCGGAUCUUUCAGUUCUAUCCCUUAUCACGUAA
Messenger RNA from Protopolystoma xenopodis, 201 nucleotides. The record is from the annotation of a GenBank genome assembly. Lineage: Eukaryota; Metazoa; Platyhelminthes; Monogenea; Polystomatidea; Polystomatidae.